AUGGGAAGGAAGCCGGGUCUCGGAGAAGAUUUUGAUAUCGAACGUUUUGUGGCCGAUGAUGGAAUGCAAAUAGUUGGGACGCUUUAUGGACGUAUUCAAAAGGAAUGCGACAGAUCAAAGCUGCCGCCGUCCCACUGCCACCGAAUGGUGUCAAAAGCGGUGAAGAAAAUCGUUGACGAGAAAAUUUUUGAAUAUCAAAUGAUAAUCUGUGGCUAG
This is a messenger RNA of Necator americanus (New World hookworm), 216 nucleotides long. RefSeq lists its product as uncharacterized. NCBI's taxonomy places the organism in Eukaryota, Metazoa, Nematoda, Chromadorea, Rhabditida, Ancylostomatidae. The record is from RefSeq and is a predicted model, not a curated record. Bases 1 to 216 code for a protein of 71 amino acids. The transcript has a single exon.